This is a messenger RNA of Peromyscus maniculatus bairdii (prairie deer mouse), 1031 nucleotides long. RefSeq names its product LHFPL tetraspan subfamily member 1 (gene Lhfpl1). The record is from RefSeq and is a predicted model, not a curated record. Gene Ontology annotation, cellular component: membrane. NCBI's taxonomy places the organism in Eukaryota, Metazoa, Chordata, Mammalia, Rodentia, Cricetidae.
CUGGGAUUCCCAUCCCUGUCUGACAAGCUGUGAGGAGAAGUUUUUUUUUUUCUUUUUUCUUUCUUUCUUCUCAAAUCUGAAUCAGAAGAAAGGGAGCAAGUCAAUCAGCCUUCAUGGUUAGAAGCCUAGCGACUAUAGAACUCUGAACUAGGCAGAAGGAAAGGAUGAUGGAAAGCAAUAUCCCACAAAGACCCAAAUGACAUUUGAGAAAAUGAUCUCCUCCAGAAGCAAGAGCCACAUGGCACGUCUGUGAGUCCCAGUACCUGCCAACCUGACGAAAACAGGCCAGUGGAGCCUACAUCGUAACUUGUCGCUUUUGCUGCUGUGAACCAUCUCAUCUUCCCAUCCUUUCAGAGAGACCUGAGACCAUGAGGAGCAGCCUUACCCUGGUAGGCACCUUCUGGGCCUUCCUGUCCCUAGUUACUGCCGUGGCCAGUUCUGCCAGUUACUUCCUUCCCUAUUGGCUGUUUGGAUCACAGCUAGGAAAGCCAGUAUCUUUCAGCACAUUCAGGAGAUGCAACUAUCCGGUGAGGGGAGAUGGGCACAAUCUGAUCAUGGUGGAAGAAUGUGGGCGCUAUGCCAGCUUCACCGCCAUACCAAGCCUGGCAUGGCAGAUGUGCACAGUGGUGACAGGUGCCGGCUGUGCUCUGCUGCUCCUGGUGGCAUUGGCUGCUGUCCUAGGAUGCUGCAUGGAGGAACUCAUCUCUAGAAUGAUGGGGCGUUGCAUGGGAGCCGCACAGUUUGUAGGAGGGCUGCUGAUAAGCUCAGGCUGUGCAUUAUAUCCUUUAGGAUGGAACAGCCCGGAGGUGAUGCAAACAUGCGGAAAUGUCUCCAAUCAGUUUCAGUUAGGAACCUGUAGACUUGGCUGGGCCUAUUACUGUGCUGGGGGCGGAGCCGCUGCAGCCAUGUUGAUCUGUACCUGGCUCUCUUGCUUUGCUGGAAGAAAUCCCAAGCCAGUCAUGUUGGUGGAGAGCAUCAUGAGGAAUACCAAUUCUUAUGCCAUGGAGCUUGAUAACUGCCUCAAACCUUAA